GAUGCAGCUGACAGCAGGGAGCUGGACUUUGCUUUUGUUUUAUUGCUCAGCCGCUCACACGCCCAGCGAUCACUUUGUUUGCUCGGGUCCACAGUCGCCGUUGCUCAUCUGACCCAAGCGUAUAGGGAGAAAAGAGGAGAGGAUCCUACAACGUUUUUAAAGAUGUCUCGGUACCACAAGGCUGCGAUUGAUGGUAACGUGGACCUGUUGAAGGAGGCCACGAGGAAGCACCUGAACACUGCUGAUGACGAUGGCAUGACUCCCACCCUGCUGGCUGCUUUUCACGGACACGUCGAUGCUCUUCAGCUUAUAUGCAGCAGAGAAGGAGAUCCCAACAAGAGUGACAUCUGGGGAAAUACGCCGCUGCACCACGCGGCUGCUAACGGCCACAUGCACAUCGUCAGCUUUCUGGUUAACUUCGGAGCCAACCUUUUUGCCCUGGACAAUGAUUUCCACACCGCUAUGGACGUUGCUGCUUCCCGCGGCCACAUGGACUGUGUGCGCUUCCUGGAUGACGCUGCGUCGCAGCAAACCAACCACAACCCAAAAAAGGUCGCCAGCAUCAAGAAGGAGGCCCAGAAGGAGGCAGAGAGACGAGUAAAACUCUGUGAGAAGGUGAAGAAGAAGCACCAAAACAAGAUGGACAGAAUGCACCGGGCAGGAAGCGUGAACGGGUCCGUUUCUGAGGCCAGCAUGGGAUCAGCGUUCUCGGACGGCGGCACCAUGGGUGGCGUCAAUGAACAGUUCUCCAAGCUUAUCGCCGCAGACAAAUCCGGCUCGCUUACAGCUAGGUUCAAAGGCACUCUCCAGAAGAUGGGGAAGAAAGAGAAAGGCACGCUGCAGAGAUCAGCGGGAGACGGGAACGUUAUCUUCCGUAAACAGGAGAACGAAUCCUCUGAUACGCCAGAGUUUUUGGAUGUCUUCGACGAAAAAGACGAGAGAGAGUUGGGCAGCGGUGACAGCGAGGGAUACGACGAUGACGACACCAGAGACGAGCCAAGCCAGGUCAAACAAUCCAUCUUCAACCGACCUGGCUUUGGAGGCCUGAUUUUCAUGAAGAAGAUGAACAUGGAGGCGGAGGAUGCUGUUCCCACUGGCAAUAACGAAAGUCUCGGGUACCUCGUUGAGAAUCAGUUGCUUGAGGCAGAUGAGGAUGCUGCUGGCUUUGGGGAGACAGGUGAUGGCGACCUUCCAUGGGAUCAAGAAGAUCUGGGACUGGAUGAUGAUGAGGAUGAGGAAAGCUCUCCUUUGGAGGUUUUCCUGUCUGCCAUCUCCUUGCCAGAAUUUGCCCCUGCCUUCAAAAGAGAGCACUUGGACUUGGAGGCACUCCUUCUUUGCUCUGAUGAUGACCUGAAAGGCAUUCGCAUCCAGCUGGGACCCAGGAAGAAGAUCUUGGAAGCUGUUGCUCGCAGAACAAAGGCAAUGGAUGACCCUGGCACCAUUAAGGACAGCACCUUGUGAUCUACAUGUCCAUCGUGCUAAAAUCCUGUUGUAAAGUAAAAUUAAGUCUGUGAUUCUGCAAACUCUUCCCUUAAACAUGUUUCACAUUUUGAAAGCAAUGAAAAACAUUGUGCCGUCUGUUUUUGUAAAUGAUAACCAGUGUGUAAUUAUUUAAAUUCUCCAUAGAUAGAAAAUGGAUCCGUAAUUGCCUGUACAAGUCUCGAUAAGUAAGAAUUAUGUUUGUUAAGACUGAUUUCACUGGACACUGCAGAUAUAGACAAGAUGGUGUAAUUCAUAAUUUCCAGCGGUGGAGUUUAAAUGUUUGAGGUGCACUCAAUCAGACCGACUUUUGCUAUCUUUGACUAUUUAAUCAAUAAAGAACUCA
This is a messenger RNA of Fundulus heteroclitus (mummichog), 1825 nucleotides long. RefSeq names its product ankyrin repeat and sterile alpha motif domain containing 4B (gene anks4b). The coding region runs from base 163 to 1461 and encodes 432 amino acids. Gene Ontology annotation, biological process: brush border assembly. The record is from RefSeq and is a predicted model, not a curated record. Lineage: Eukaryota; Metazoa; Chordata; Actinopteri; Cyprinodontiformes; Fundulidae. The transcript is spliced from 2 exons. Gene Ontology annotation, molecular function: protein binding.